CAGAUAUUGAAUUACUUGGUUUUUUUUCUCUGAACUGCAGCAGUGUUUUGAGAACGAUCUACAAAUUCAGUUGUGUUUCAUUCCUAAACCGAUCAUCGCCCUGUAGUGUACAGCCGCCCGCCUGUCCUCUCACCGAGGCCGGAUGGUAAAAUCUAACCUCCAGCGAAUCUUAAAUAGUCAUUGCUUUGCCCGAGAGAAAGAAGGAAAACAACAAUAUCAUCACUCCAUGGCUUCUUUAAGGAACAGUAGUAUUUGUGACAUGAUGGACAACUUGUCUGUUCGCUGUACCAGUACCUGCGGUCCGGGGCCUCUGUGGUGCUCCGAUGUCCCUCUCCCACCACUGAAGAUCCCAGGUGGGCGAGGAAAUGGUCAGAGGGAUCACACUCUUUCAGCUCGACUGCUGUAUUCGGAUAACAAGCUGACUGUCACCGAGGAGUCUGAUGUGAAUGGAAGGCCCAGGAUACUCCAUUUCCAGACCAGACCAACUGACAACAAGGUUAUCAAGUGGGAUGCGGUACUGAACAACAAUAAUCUGUACAUUGAAAUCCCCUGCGCUGUGUUACCUGAAGGCAGCAAAGAAAGUUUUGCAGCUCUCCUGGAGUGUGCUGAAGAACACCUGAACGUACUCAAUGUUUUUGUUUGUUUUUACAAGAACACAGAUGCUCGAGCAACACUACUUCGGACCUUCAGCUUUCUUGGCUUUGAGAUUGUGAAACCAGGCCAUUCCCUCGUCCCCCAAAGGCCAGAUGUGUUCUUUAUGGCUUACACCAUUGAUGGCGACUCAUCUGAUGAAGAAUGAAGAAAAUAAUAAUAAUAAUAAUAAUAAUAAAUGGGUUCGUUGACAGUUUGUGACCCAAAUGCUUAUUGCCUUUUGUGCUUUUGUGUUUAAUGACGUCUUGUUUUUAGAUUAUUAAUGAUACCAGUUUUGUUUUUUGAUUUAUUUUUGGUUAAAAAGCAAGUAUGGAGGAAACAUUUUUUUGUUUGUCAUUUAAGUAAUGAACAUAUCAUCAAAGAAGUUUGUGGAUGUUUUGCAUCACAGUUACCACUACUGCAAUUCACUUUAAAUGGAAGGGAAUAGUUUCUUGAAUACUGUUGAUUUUAAAAAUAAAUGUUAAGGGAUCAGAGAGGGUAUUGUAACUAUUUUAUAGUUAAAACAGCAGCCAAAUCUAAAUAAAAUGUAUUUUUUCCCUCAAGGUAAUUUACUAACCCCCUUCAUUACAGUUUUAGGGUGGUGGUAUUAAGAUUGAUUACUUUUUAGAUCAUUAAAAUUGACCCUUAGUUAUUUUAAAUAGGUGUAGUAAUCUAUAUGUUUAAUGGGUUUUCAUGUUCAGGUUUAAAAGAAGAAAAAUGUCUACAUUACCUUAGUCUUUAACCUCUCUCUAAAAGUUCCUAAAAUAUCUUUAAAUUAACUUGUUUGUGUAGUGGUAGAUUGAUAUCAGUACUAUGAACAUACAGGGAUUUGAAUUGAAGUUUGUGUCUCGUUAUUGAGAAUCAUGUUCAUCCAAUUGUGAACCAAAAUACAAGACAAACUAUGCUAGAAUGCAAGUGUGUGUGUGUGUGUGCUGUGUAUGCUAAAAUGAAGGUCUUUGUCUGCUUAAGUUAAGAAUUUAUAUUUUAAGGUAUGGGAUUUCCUAGGAGAUAUAAUUAUGAUUUUCUUGGAUGAUUUGAUAUUCAUAGUGGUAGCAUUCUUUAUGAAUUUCUGCAUGCUGUAUUCAACAGAUGAAAAAUGGGAUUGUCAUUUAUUGUCUUUUUUAAAGUAAUAGGAUUCACCUGCUUAGUGGCAACUUUAUUCAUGUGUUUCUGUGCUAAAUAAUAAAAAUACAAUUAAAACUCA
Messenger RNA from Acipenser ruthenus (sterlet), 1834 nucleotides. RefSeq names its product ornithine decarboxylase antizyme 2-like. Gene Ontology annotation, molecular function: ornithine decarboxylase inhibitor activity. NCBI's taxonomy places the organism in Eukaryota, Metazoa, Chordata, Actinopteri, Acipenseriformes, Acipenseridae. Gene Ontology annotation, cellular component: nucleus; cytoplasm. Gene Ontology annotation, biological process: positive regulation of protein catabolic process. The record is from RefSeq and is a predicted model, not a curated record.